This is a messenger RNA of Trichechus manatus latirostris (Florida manatee), 378 nucleotides long. RefSeq names its product cytochrome P450 2D3-like. The transcript is spliced from 3 exons. Gene Ontology annotation, biological process: xenobiotic metabolic process. NCBI's taxonomy places the organism in Eukaryota, Metazoa, Chordata, Mammalia, Sirenia, Trichechidae. The record is from RefSeq and is a predicted model, not a curated record. Bases 1 to 378 code for a protein of 125 amino acids. Gene Ontology annotation, molecular function: oxidoreductase activity, acting on paired donors, with incorporation or reduction of molecular oxygen, reduced flavin or flavoprotein as one donor, and incorporation of one atom of oxygen; iron ion binding; heme binding. Gene Ontology annotation, cellular component: cytoplasm; intracellular membrane-bounded organelle.
AUGCUCAGCCUGUUCACUGAUGGCACCAUCAUCUUGCCCAACCUGGCCUCCGUGCUCUACGACCCCAAGUGCUGGGAGACUCCCCGACAGCUCAACCCCAGUCACUUCCUGGACAAGGAAGGAAACUUCAUUGUCAAUGAGGCCUUCCUGCCAUUCUCUGCAGGCCCCCGGAUGUGCCCAGGGCACCAGCUGGCCCAGAUGGAGCUCUUCCUGAGAUUGCCACCCUCCGCGGGGUCUUUGAGUUUCAAAUGUCAGUGGAGCCUGGGGCUCAGGCUGGAUUAUAUCUUUGGGGGCACUCUGCAGCUCCAGCCCCAGGAGAUCUAUGCAGUGCCCCACCUAAGCAGCCCCAGCCCAGGUCCCAGGGAGGAUGGCCUGUAG